GUCUCCCCACUCGACGCUGCGGGCCGCUUUCGUUGUCGCAGACUCAAUUUUGCGCCUACGGGGACUCCGAAAAAUUGCCGAUAGGACUUCCGAGUAGCAGCACCAAUUUUAGCAUAUUUCAGCUUUCUCUCUUGAGGUAAUCGUCCGUUGUCCUCUCUUCAAAUAAUCCAUCUCCUCGUGUAAUUUUCUGCAUACGAGGUGUUCGACGGAAUUUCCCAUCUGGUAGUGCACCUUUUCCUCCCGUUCUUUAUGUUGCUGUCAGCUCGUGAACUGGUGUUGGGUAAGGUUCGCUGAUAGAAAUGUCGUAGUCCCUUUCAGUUUUUGCCUACAUGCUUUGACGAGAGCUAGUGUUCCUCACUCUCGUUAGGAAGUGUAAUAGAGCAGUUUUCGUGUGCAGAUGUCGUUAUACAUAGGCAAUUUGUCAUCCCGCAUUCACAAAGAUGACCUCGAACGUGUUUUCCAAAAGUUUGGUCGGUGUGACGUACGGAUGAAAGAUGGAUAUGGAUUUGUGGUGUACGAGUUCCCGCCAGAUGCCGAGAAAGCCCUGAAAGCACUACAAAAGAAGUACAUAUGUGGGCAGCCAUUGACGCUCACAUGGUCAAACAAGCAGCCUAGACCAAUCAACAGACAUGGAGGAAGGCCCGUUGGAUGCUAUGACUCGAAGCAUGGUGGAUUCUUUUCAAGAGUUUAUGGUCGGGACAGGUUAGGUUCGCUUGGUCAACAAGAUUAUAGAAUGCUUGAUAAGCAUGAAGACGACCGUGAAAGAAGGUUUCAUUCCGAUAUGGUUGAUGAAGGGACUGCUUUCCUUCACGAUGGCAUGAAAGAUUUUCCUCGUCAAGAGCAUCACAGUUACAGGGAGGAUGAAAUGGUGGAAAAUAAUAGAUGGGAUCUCCACAAUGUGGUGAAUGAAAAUGAUGUAAAUAAUGGAGUAGGAUUUGACAGGUAUGAACCUUACCAGGACAGAAAUGAUUAUGGUAACCCUCAAUUGGACCAUUCCAGCAGGUCUCCCUCUCAAAGAAGCUUCCGAGGGGUUAUAAGGAGAGAUCACAUUGGUGAAGGAAAUUCAAAGCACAAGGAUGCUUGCUAUAGCUGUGGGGGCCUGGGUCACAAAAUGAGGAAUUGUCCUGAGAAAAGUUUUGUGAGGAGAAAGUGGUCCAAGUCUAACCAAAUGGGCGGCAACAAUGUACAUCAGAGAGAGGGAAGUAAAGAUGAGACAGAAAGAUCUAGGGAAAGGGAAACGCUAGGAUCAGGGAGGGAUCUUGUGCGAAGUGAUAGACUUAAGAAUGAUGUGAAAUCAUCUGGCUCAAGGAAGCACAAUGCACUAAAGUAUAACAGCUCUCCAGUAGGAAAGGAAGUGAGCAUAUUACAGAUAAAGGAUGGCGAAAGAAAGAAACAAAACAGGAAAGGAAGUGUAUUACCUAAGACACGUAACGGAAAGAGAGGAAGGUCAGUUUCUUCUCAUCUCGAUUCUGGUCACACGGGAUCCAGAUCAGUGCCUCGGUCCUCAAAGCAUACUCGGAUGUCUUAUGCUCGUUCUAGGUCGAGGUCAAUAUCUUCUAAAGCUCGUUCAUUGUCAUCUGACUCAAGGUCUGGUUCAACAUCACAUAGGUGUAGAACUACUAAGUCGAGAUCACGAUCCAUCUCGCCUGCAUCGUUGUCUUUGUCUGUGUCACUUGGACAACCUUCAUCAUCCCCAAAUAAGGAUCAGUUCAAUCUGAAAGGUUCCUUGGGUGCUUUUAAACCUGCAGAGUCCAGGGAGACCAUGGUUGAGAAGAAACCGUCGGUAGAAGCUGAUACUAGGAUGGAGAUUUCUGAACUUGCAAAUGCAGAGACUGUUGCGAAUUCCAGAAGUCCUGUUUUAUCUUUGGAUAUGGAAAGUGAAGUUAGUAAAGGGAAGCCUCUGCUUAUGGACGAUGAAAUUUUGUCUGCAUCUAUCAAUGAUGCUAUAGACACAAGCCAAGCCCUAACAGAGGAAUAUAUGAGAGUUGCUAUGAGUUCUUCCCCUAAGAGGCCAAUGGAGGUUGCUUAUGAGAAUUCAAAUCCAGUUAUGCAAGAGAAUGAGCCAUCUCAUAUCAUGAAACCAGAGUCUGAACUGGCAGUUAUUCCUGGUACCUCGAAUUCAAUAGCUAUUUCCUCAGAAGAGUUGUGUAUGGUUCUAAAGCAUUAUGAUCUAGAUUUGAAAGAUGAAGAUGCCAGGCAUUUAAGCCCAGAGACUUACUUCGGUUCAGGUCGCUUGUGGCCCUGGGAAAUUAUCUAUUACAGGAGAUUGAAGAAAGGUCCUAUAUCUAUUGAAAAUUAUGCUAGGAGGGUGGAGCAAAAUCAUGAAUUUCGUAUUGUUGACAAGUACAUUAGAAGCAGUAGUGGAUGGGGAGAACUGGACCAAGGGAAUGAGUAGAAGUUUAGUUUCUUAGAUGGAUUUUUGGCGUGUUAAGACUUGCGGGAGACUGACUUUCAGCCAUGCUCUGAGUCUAAGGGGUAUUUAUUUUGAGAAGCUUUGAAAAGGUAAACUCACAGAUGGAGUUUUGAUAUUUGAAGCUCUUAGAACUUAUAUUGUUGCGUUUUAGAGUGGCUAGGGCUGACAUGGAGAGCAUAUGUUUCUAAAUGAAACUGAAAUCAAUUUUCCAACUUUCUCUAAUCUAUCAUUAUGAAUUUAUUGUUUGGAUUAUUCAUUGCUGAUGAUGUUCGUUUGUUGCCACUCACGGUCAUACAGGUCCCAAAUGCACUGUUUUGUUACAUGCAUAUCUUUUUUCUCCAGAGACACUGUAAAAGGAAGACUUAUAGAUAGUAUCAGAAUGAUCAUAUUCUUGUUCUUUUGGGAGUGCUGCCCCCUGCUUCCCAGUUAACUUCAGCUUAUAGUUACAUAGAAAUUUCAAAUUACUAGGCACGUGGAAGCGUUCGUGCUUGUUUCUCCUUCCCUAGGACCAUCGUGAACCGAUCCUGCUAUGUUUAGUCUGUUAUAUCAAACUUGUAACUGUUUCAUGUCUGAGUACAGCAAAGAAAGUUGAGGUGAGUGAAGCCAAAACAUCUAAACUUGCUGUGGGUUGUCCACUAACAUCAGGGUUGAGUUUACCAUGUUUCAGUCUUCCGUAGACUAAUAGCUUAGCAUUCUUCUCUUAGUAACUUCAAAUGACCUUUCUUUUAGUUGCGCUCGGUUCAAUUUCGUAAAACCUGACAUGGACAUAUCUCAUGUUACGAUAAUUCUGGAGUUGAACCCUGUUAAAACAACACAUGAAAGACUGAAGAUGCAUUUUACGUUGCAUACCUUAGCUUCCUUACUUGAGCUUGUAUGCUGAUGUCCUAAACAUAUGGUGUGAUAUGGAAAGCUUUUUUAAAUGGAAUGCGUCAUUGUAUUUGUAUAGACACAAAUCUUCUCACUUGGCUUUAUGAGGCUUUAAGUUUUGUAAUGUAGCAUUUGCAUCUGAAAAAUCUUAUCACGGAAAGGAAUUUUCCUCUGUGAUUAUCAAGUAUUCAAUAUGCUUACUAGGUUUGCAUAUCAAGUAAGGGUUACCUUUCUGGAAAAUGGAGUUCGGUACGCGUUCGACUGUUGCACUUAUUCGUCUAGGUGCCAAAUGUGCAUAAUACAAAGCAGAGGAGUCCACUCAAGCUGAAUAUUGGUCAUAUUUGUACAUCAGCACCAAUAUCUGUCUAUUUGGCUUGACUUUGAGCUCCAAUCUUCAGACUUUUCAUUUAUGACUAAUAAACUAUCACUACUACAGAAGGUAAAGCUACUCACCUAUUAGAAAAUUUUGUUUUUCCUUAUGAUUCUCUACAUAAAUAUGGCGAGUGCAGUAAAUCCUUUGUAUUGACUUUUCUUUUUUGGGAGGCAUUGAUGCACUUGCUGUCGAGUUUAGUUUAUCUGAACUGACCCUUGUACAAUUGGUAGGUUGCUGUUCUAUCUGCAGGUUGGCUGGUGAUCAAAGGAAAAGCAUGAUGCUUCUGAAGGUAACCGAUUUUGUUGAGUUCCCUCAGAACUUAUAAUGAUUCCUACAAGAAGCCAACAUUUAGUCAGACAUGCCUUUGAAUCGUUAUAAAUUAGGGUUUUAUGUAUACUGUAGUAAGCUAGUAAAAACGUAGAAUUGAUGAAAUAAAUAUUUGCUUUGGCAAAUAAGUCGUAACCAUCUUUAAUCUCGCUUCAUGAAGUUCCUUAACGUUGAAGGAAAUACAAGUGGCAAACAUUUGAUUCUGCAGUGGCCCGAGUCAAAUUAGAUUUGCAUGUCAGUUAAACACACCCAUCAUGUGACACACCAUAUACAAACAACAAACAAUUGAACAUGGUGCUUGUGGAAUGUUAUUAUAAUUUAAUAAAUGAUGAUGAUCUAGACUGUGAGGAGACAUCUUUUCACCAGGAUAGUGUGUAGUUGAGUGUAGAAAAGUUAGAUUAACGGAUGUACUUUAUAUUUUUCACCAGAAUCUAAAGCCUUUAUUUUUCAUUGCUCAUUUGUCGCAUUGAUAUACUUGAUUGAAGUCUGAUCACCUGUUGCUUCUAGCCAUGAAUGCAAUAACAGCAAGCCAAAAGAAAUGGUUGCACAGUUGGCUGUUUAACUUUGUUAAAAUUAGAUAUGAUUCGACUGCCUGACUAGCUGACUGAUUUAUUUUGUAUCUGUGAAUUGCUUUCUUAUUCUUUCUUGGAGACAUAAGCACUUGCCCCCAAUCCAACAAGCCAGUGAGUGUUUUUCUAGCCAUGCCCCCAUUCUCGGUAGGCCAUUUUUUUGCAGCCCUCUUGCUCACCUAUUCUCUUAAUGGUUGUGGAUGGCUGUUUCUCGUUAGUUUGUGUGUGCAUGACGAUAUGGCCUUGUUAUUUUCGUUGGACCAUUCUAAGUGCAUGACCUAGGCUUUCUUAGUCUCUGAGUUUCUGUUGGAUGUUAUUUCAGCAACAUAUUGGAGCAUUUAUUGGCAUGAUAUGAAGUAUUUCUGUGAUAUUUCCCUAUUAUUAUAAUCUAACACAGCCUUGCAUAUUUCGUAGACUUUUUUUUACUUCUCUUUUUCUUUUGUUUUAAGUGGUAUGAAUGAGGGGAAAGAGUGCAUGUGAGGCGUUAAAGAAGGGGGUUUGAAAGGAAGAUGGAUGAGAAAACAAGGGAGGGAGAAAGGAAAGGGAAAAUAAGGGAGACAGAAGCAAGAAUUGAAUGAGAUGAACAUGGAGAAGGAGAGAAAGAUGGGAGGGAAGGGAGAAAGUGUUUCACUUACCAGAAUAGAGAAUAGCACCAGAAAGGUAGCAUUUAGUGAGUGAUGAGUAGAGUAGUGAAAAGGAAAGCAAAGGAAGGAACGAAUUGAACACAAAAUAUGAAAAUAUAGAUUGGCUGGCUGAAGGGUUGGGAAUUUAAUUUGUAUUUAUCAUCUUGACGUAAUAGCCCCUUCUCCCCCUUGCCCUUUCAUUAUUCUCAACUGUCUCAAUUACUCUUGCAUUUAUGUGUUUUUAAUGGCCCUUUCAAUCUAAUAUAGCCCCCCUUUUGUUUCAAAUUUCAAUGCUCGACGAACUACCCAAGCCACCUCUAGCUCUCCUCCAUUUACCCAAUUGCCCUUCUCCUUCCUAUACCUUUUACUUUUUAGACUAAUACCCAUCAACUUCAUACCCUGGGAUUACCUGAUAAGUUUUUAUAUCUGAGAAGUUUGUUCUAGACCCUGUUCGUGAUUCUCACUCAACUGUAGGGUUUAGGGUUUCAAUGGUUUAGUUGGUUAAAGAUGUGACUCGACCUCUAAAUCCUUCUAAACAUUGCUAAUUAUAUAUCAUGUAUCUUUUCUGCUUCACUUUGUUUAUUUAUUAUCGUGUAUGGUUUGUCAACUCCAGUCAGCAUUGUAUCUUUUUCAACAGAGAGCAUAACACAGUACUAGGAUAUAGAAGCUGCCCUGUUUGGGGACACUCUCUGCCUUUGUGAUUAGGAAGCUGUCAUCUCUACUCUCUCUCCCUUGGACUGGGCACAUUUGGUCCAUGGGUUGUCUUUUAACAGAAACUCAGGAAUAGGGAUGGCAACAAAACUCGAACCCACGAGUACCCAUCCGACCCAACCCGGUCAACGCGGGUAAAACAUGUGUUGACGGGUUUUGGGCUGGGUUCGGGUUUAAACCCGCUACACUAUUCACCGGGUCGGGUUGGGUUUGGGUUUAGGUAAACCCGUCCCAUGGAUACCCGCCCACACACAUAUAAUUACUUUCUCGGUAUAUUUAAUAUUCUAAAUAAUAUAUCUUCCUUAAACAACUAAUAUUCUUUAUGUUUGUGGAGACAUAUAUAAUUUGUUCUUUCUGAUUAUUUAGAAUGAAGUUGAUAUUAUGAAGUGGAGAGUGAAGAAACUUAGUUGACGAGGAAGAAGAUUUCAAUUAAUCUUAUUGUUUAUAGAUGUUUAUCUUUAAUUUUGAACAAUUUGUAUUGAUCAUUUGCGGUUUGCUUGUAUGCUCUAGAUUGGUGGUUUUUUGUAUGAUUAGUUUGCACGAGAAAAUUGAUGUUAAACUUUUAUUUUGAAAGAAACUUGUUAUCGUAAAUGUUAUACCAAAAAAACCCACGGGUACUCAUGAACCCGCAGAUACCCAGCGAGUUGGGGUUGAGUUUUUCAAACCCAACAGGUUUUAUCCCAGGGUUUUUUUGGCGGAUAAACCCAUAGGUUUGGGUUUGGGUUUGACAAAACCCGCUCCAACCCUACCCAUUGCCAUCUCUACUCAGGAAGCUGUUUUGAAAUUUUGACUCGUAUUUUACAGAACCUGGGACCCUCUUAGAGUCAUAAGUCAUAACGCUGCCGUACUGUCUUUACAACUGCUGCUUUUUCUUUGUUAGAGAAUAGAAGUUUCUAACUUGUGGUUGUGGUCACAGGUUCUACUUUCACUUGCUCAGUGGUUCACCCAUCUUUCGAGGCACUCCCCUAUUGAAGAGAACAAACACAGACAAGAAGG
Linum trigynum is the source of this 6879-nucleotide messenger RNA. NCBI's taxonomy places the organism in Eukaryota, Viridiplantae, Streptophyta, Magnoliopsida, Malpighiales, Linaceae. The record is from the annotation of a GenBank genome assembly.